Arachis ipaensis is the source of this 3046-nucleotide messenger RNA. The record is from RefSeq and is a predicted model, not a curated record. NCBI's taxonomy places the organism in Eukaryota, Viridiplantae, Streptophyta, Magnoliopsida, Fabales, Fabaceae.
GCCGCUAAAAUGUCACUGUCACACACAUAGCAGUGGUCAGGACAAGAUCUGAUUAUCACAUAGUCUUGUUCCGAAGAGAACAUCCAUUAAGAAAGCGCAAGCAGCACAACAAUCUCCAAGAAACUUUCCACCGUGCUUCACUUAUGAAAUUCCCGAUAUGCCCAUAGUGCUCGGCUUCUAUAAAUAUACCUUCAUCUGGCAAUGGCAUAAUUCAUAUAAUCCAAAUUUAACUAAAAUCUCGAUUUUCUCUGCGUGCAAAUGCGCUCUUCUCCGUGAUCAAUUCCAUCCUCUCCCACCAAAUCUCCUCGGGAGAUCUGCUUUGAACUUUCAUCUUUUCACCUUCACGUCUUCUGGCGUGCAGCUUGUGCAACAAUCCAUCGUAUUCUUUUGUUAAGUACUCUGCUAGUCUUUAUAUCACCGUGCAAAAUCUUUGCAGGACUAGGCAAGACGAUCUCCAUGCUCUUCCAUUGAAUUUGUCUCUGCAAAAUCUUUGCAGGACUAGACAAGACGAUCUCCAUGCUCUUCCAUUGAAUUCUAGACAAGACGAUCUCCAUGCUCUUCCAUUGAAUUUGUCUCUGAAUAUGUUUUGAAUUUUCAUAAAAUUCGAUCAUAUCCAGAGUGAUGUUAUUUGGGUGCGAACUGAAGCAACGGAGUUUUGGUAAUUUAGGGUUUGUCCAUAGACAGGAACCAGCCAGGAUGGUGGGCAAGUGUUGGGCAAGCUUUCGAAGAUUUAACCCCUUUUAAAUGAGAGUGAUAGAUAGCAAAUUUUUGUUAACUCCACAAAUCACCUUCAACCCCAACUUUUGUUAACCCCAAUUUAUUAUUAUUGGCCAAAGUUAUUCGAUUUGGCUCUUGCUUGAAGACAGAUCCAUCACUAAAUCUUGCAUUUCGACUAUUUUUCUUGGAGCAUUGAAGAAAACUUGUCAAUAGCUGUUGCUGAGUUCAUCAAAUCGGCACCUACUCUUAGUUGGAGUUAUUGUGGACCUGUGAUUAGCACUAUGACAGACAGCAGUAGCACAUACUCAACACCAGUCACAGAGAGUGAUGUUGUAAGGGCUACCAACAAUGUAUACAUUUGCUUAAUCACCUUGGAGUUAGGUUCCAUAGCGAUCAAGUAUCAAGGCCUGACCAGCAAUCCUUUCCAGGAACACAUAGCAAGUUUGUUGAUUUUCCUUGUGGCUACAUUUUGCCAUGUUGUUGGACUUAAAGCAACCAAUAAAAACUUGCUUGCUACUAUUAUUAGACACUUUUCAGGUGUAAUUGCGUGUGAAGCACUCCUGUUGAUCCUUGUCGCUCAAUUAUUCAGGUGCAUCAUCAUCAAUAUUCUUAUUUCAUUGGUAGUACUUUUGAACUACUAUGAGGAUGUCCGUAAACUGGUCAUUGUAUGUUUUGAGAGGAUAUUUAAAUCAGAAACUUGGAGCAGGCUUAGCUGGAAAGGUUCCAAUACUGCAAAUCAAAGUGUUAACUCAGCUUCACAAGAAGGUUUAUUUGCUGAGGAAACAGAAAUUCAAGAAUUUGAGACCAGAGUUAGUUUAGAAUGACUUAUAGGAUGGCAGGUCUUCAUACACCUCUUGGGAUUGCUUAGACAACACUUGUAACAGUUCUAUGCUAUUGUCUUGAUAGUAUGUUCACCAAGGUAACCUGUGGUAAAAUGUAGGCUUUCAUGCAAAAGUGUUCAUCAUAGAGUAGUCAGUAGAGUUUAAAGCUGUGAGCAUACAGUAGUGAUUAGUUUCUGCAAAAAUUUAUAUUCUAUCUUAUUGUAUAAAAGGAUUUACAAGGCCACAUGAUACAGGCCUAGGUUCAUGGUAGAGUAAAAGUUCUGUUUUGGAAUUGAUGAAGUAUUCUCCUCUUAAAUAUAGACAAUCUCUACAAAUUGAGAGAAAACAAAAAUCCAAAUCAGAACAUUAUGACCAAAAAAUCAAGAUAUCUAUCAUUCCUAGAUCAGAUAUAAGGGGUUCAUAGGUUGCCUCGGAGAGGCCCUUAGUUAGGAUAUCUGUUUCUUUGCAUGCUUGAUGGAUUGAAUUCCAAAGUGGCAGUCCAAAGCUCUAACUUCCACAUGUUUGGUCUUAUCAGCACGUGUUUUUUGCAUUACUAAUAGUAGCUUUGUUGUCUUAGAGAAUCUACUUCAUAGGACAAUAUCCUUGAUGGCAAUGGCAAAGGGGAUAAUUAGUUGACCAUAAGCCAUCACAUAAGCUUCUCUCCCCUAUUUGGGUCGAGCUUGUCAGACAAACGAUCGAGAAAAAACUUCAUAGGACGAUGUUAGAUGAUUUUCAGUUUACUGAGUAUCCUUUGGAGUCUUUUCAGAAAUGUCAGAGGACAAAGCUUUGUACUUGGCGUUGCUUCCUGCAAUUACUGACUAUGUCUUAUUCCUUCAAGGGACUAAUUUCCCCAUGAAUAGGAACAUUAUCCCAUUGUCAAUAUUCUGUCUGUAACAGAUGCUUCCUAACCAGCAUUCACAAACACUUGAAUGCCUCUGCUCAAGUGUAUUCUAAAUUUUAAACCUCUGUUGGGUAUUCCCUUCAAGUAAACUGGUUGACAAGCAUUCAUGUGGUAUUCAACAGGAUUUUCAUGUCAUGGCUUGCCAUACUUGCAGCAAAGCUAACUUUUGACCUAUCAGGAUUUAGGUAGAUUAAUUUUCCCACAGGGAUUUGCUUCCUGGCAUUGGUUGAGGGUCAGCUGGUUUAAGACCAACAUACUAGUUUCUUUGAGUAGGUCCAGUGUAUACUUUCUUUGGGAUACUAAAAUUCCAGUCCUCGAUUGGGCGACCUCUGUUCCUGGUAAAUAUAUCAGUUAUACUUGAUCGACUUAACAUAACUCAACUAAAGCCUCUUAAGCCAUCCGUUUCUGCUUGAUCAUCCCCUAUAAUGAUAGUAUCAUUAACAUAGAUGAAGCUAUCUUGCUGUCUUUAGAGUGUUGGACUGUUGGACAAGCAUGGUGUGACUAAUCUAACAUUGUGUGAAGCUGUUUCCCUUGACCAUUUUUGUUUUUAGCCUCUCACCAAAUUUGAGGGGAUUGCUCGAAGCCAUAUAGAGCUGUCUUGGUCAUU